Messenger RNA from Adineta steineri, 990 nucleotides. NCBI's taxonomy places the organism in Eukaryota, Metazoa, Rotifera, Eurotatoria, Adinetida, Adinetidae. The record is from the annotation of a GenBank genome assembly.
AUGUCUAUGCUUGAUAUAGCUACAAAAUUAUCUUUUUGGGGACCAGUUACUCUAUUUGCAUUGGGAAUUCCAGGAGCUUUAAUUAAUGGAAUUCUUUUUAUUGGAAUUAAAACAUUUCGUCAAUCUCCAAGUUCUUAUUAUGUUGUCGGUCAAUCAUUAUUCGAUAUUGCCGCUUUAUUAAUUCUUUUUCUUCCAAUUUUUCCAUCAUUACCGCUAAUGUCUUCUAAGAUUUCAUGUAGAUUAAUGGUCUUCUUUAGUGAAGUCACAGUACCAUGCGCAAUGAGUUUUUUAUGUUUAGCUGCAUUUGAUCGAUGGGCAUGUACAUCCAGAUCAGCUCGAAUACGACAAUUAAGCUCAAAAAAUAUUGCUCGUUGUCUUUUUCCAAUGCCUUUUCUUUUUUGGUCAUGCGUUAAUGCACCUUAUCUUAUUUUUGUUGAUUAUGUUCCUCAACUGUCUAGUUGUUGGUUUACUAAUGACCUCUUCCAACAGAUAGCUACCUAUUUUCUUACACCUUUUAUGGUUGCUUUGCUUCCACUUAUUAUUCUAGUUAUAUUUGGUAUUCUUACACAUCGAAAUAUUCGUCUUAUCAAGCAUAUGCAUAUUCAACAAAAUCAAGCUCGAAAUCGUUUAUCACAAUGGGAACAACAAAUGACAAGAAUGAUGAUUGCACAAACUUGUAUAAGUAUUAUAUGUAUCUUACCUCAGCUUAUCGGGCUGCUUUAUUCGGUGGCUACUCUUAAUACACGUGCAAUGCGAAGUUAUGAUCAAGUUGUACUUGAAUAUUUAAUUGGUCAAAUAACAACAUUUAUUAUAGGUAUAAAUUUUGCAUCAUCAUUCUAUAUAUUUUUUCUUUCUUCACCACGUUUUCGAAAGUCAAUCAAAACGUAUUUAAAACAACUUAUUCAAGUGAGAGAUAAUCGAAUUGGCAUCAUGGAUGCUUCUUUCACGGCACAAAAUGCCGUUACACAACAUCAAGAUAAACACCAUUAA